CCCGCCCCGAUCCCGUCCCGUUCCACACCGCCAUACGUGGCCCCUAUUUAUGCGGCCCGUCUCAUGCAGCGCAUGGGCUGGGCUGGGUUCAACCGGUAGCACUGGUGUAUUUACACAUCUCCCAUCUCGUCUCGUCUCGUCUCAUCUCAUCGGCGGUCGUCGUCGUCGUCGUCAUCAUCCGGAGGCGCAAGAAAGCUCAGAAGAAGAAGCCACGUCCGGCACGUGAGGUCCGGCGAUGGAGAAUUCCUGGGACGAGGAGGGGCGGCGGCUGGCGGCGGCGCGGGUGGUGCACAGCCAGGUGAGGAAGAUCAAGGAGGAGGAGGGCGACAAGGUGAAGGUGGACGACACGUACCAGCAGCAGCAGCAGCUGGCCGAGAUGCGCCUCGUCCUCCGGGACCUGGGCCGGCAGCGCUCGCGCUCGCCGCUCGGCCGGGUGGGCCGCCCCGCCAUCUCCAUCGGCGGCGACUCCUAGUCCUAGGGCCGGCCAUCCUUUUUUUUAUUUUCUAGCUUGGUCGUCGUCGUCCCCUCGUGCAAUCUCGCCGUGUAUUAGGAUUUUCUUUUUCCUUUUCUUUGGUGAUCCUGUCCAUCCGUGGAUGGGGCAGAGGAUCAUCUUCUGCUGGUGGUUAGGGCGUCGUUCCCAUCUCUCCAUGAUGGUUGUGUAAAUACUUCAUACUCAUUUGUGUGAGUUGUCAGUCUCUUCCUUUUUUCAGUUUAGGAAACAAAAAAACGAAUUUUGGA
Molecule: messenger RNA, 738 nt
Organism: Aegilops tauschii subsp. strangulata
Lineage: Eukaryota; Viridiplantae; Streptophyta; Magnoliopsida; Poales; Poaceae
Source: RefSeq, a predicted model, not a curated record